AUGUAUAUAAAAAAAUUAAAAGACUUAAUAUCAAUAACAUUAGAUGAUUAUCGAAAUGAGAGGUAUAGUGCAUAACAUAAUUAAUUGAUACUUAAAAAAAUAUGGCCAACUUUUCUUACUUUGGUGAAAUUUUAUACUAUUAUUGGACUAAUAUACGUAAUAAUUUAAAAUUCUCUCUAUUUCUCAAGUUUUAAUAAGGCUUACACAACAUUUUAUUUCUAUAUUCAGCUUGUUGCUACUGUUAUAUAUGUGAGUGUGGUUGAGAGAAUAACAAAUUCCUUAAGGGAGUCUUAUAAAUUAUAACUUAUCUUUUUUACAUUCAUUUUGAUUGAGAGCUCCUUUUAAAUAUAUUUAGUUGAAGUAUAUUUAUAGAAUGAGACAGAGAAUAAUAUAUUAACUGUAUGCUAGUUGUUUAUAAACUUAUUACUUGUUUUAGGGAUAGUCAGAACGAUAAAAUUAAGAAUUAUGAUACUACUGAAAUUUUACAUUUAUUUUAUUGCUAGAGGAAUUACUUUCCAUUUUAAAACAUUAUAAUCGGUCAAUAUUUUAUUUUUUAUAAUUUUGAUUUUGUAUUUUUGGGAUUAGCAAUUAAUAAAUUUGAGCAAAGUCUCAUAAUUUACUGAUCAAACUUUGAAAAGUAUUCCAAGUGCUGUAUGUGUAUUAGAUUAAAAUUGUUAAGAUGUAUUAUUUACAAAUAAUUUUACUAAUAAAUUAAUAAAUUCUCUAAAUUAUGGUGGAUUUUCAGGAACAAAAUCUAUUAAUCUAUAGAAUUAAAGAUUUCCAUCUUAGGAAUCAAUUUUAAGUUCACCCUUUAAUGAAUUAGUUUAAUUUUUUGAUAAUUUAACUUUACCCUAAUCUGAGGUUAAAGAGUAAUUUAAUUCUGAUAGUGUAAAUAGAUUAGAUUCUAAAUAUGAAUGUGCGGAUCAAAAUUAAAUUAAUCUUAAUCAAGCUUUAAAAUUAAUAAAAAUGAAUGAGAAAUAAACAUCAGGAUGUAUAUAUACGUUAAGAUGUUCAUUCAAUAAUCAGAUAUAAGGAUCAGAAUAUCCAAUAAUAGUAGAAGCUAGGAUAAAAACUAAAUUACAAUAUGGCUUAAAUAGAAAUGCCAUCCUUUUGAAUCUCUAUGAUAUAUCUCCUAAUUUUAAAUCUUCUUAUUAUAAGAAACUUAAUGAGUUCAAAAGCUAAGUAAUUCGUUCGAUAUCACAUGAAUUAAGAACAAGAUUAAAUGUUAUUUAAGGUUUCUUAUAAGUAAUUUAAUGUAACAGUAUUAAUUAUGAUAAAGAAACUAAUAAAUUAUUAAGAGCUGCAUUCAAUAAUUGCCGAAUUCAAAAUCUUAUAAUAAGUUCAAUUAUUAAUUAUAAUUUAAUAAGAGAAAAGAAAUUGGUUACAAAAAUUGAAAAAUGUAAAUUGAUAUCAAAAAUAUAAGAAGUCUUAGAUUUAUUUUAAGAGGAAGCUGAAAUAAAAAAUAUUAGAAUAACAUUUUAGAAAUAAAUCAAUUAAUAAUAAAAUGAAAUGUUAGAUUAUGAAAAAUUUUAGAGUAUUUUGAUCCAUAUGAUAUCAAAUAGUAUAAAAUUUAAUAAUAAAGGCGGAUAAAUUUUUAUAACAAUUACAAAAGAGACUUAGGAUAGAGAUAAAAUAAUUAAUAAUAAGGAGAAUGAAAAGAAGACUUUAUAACCUUCAUAUAGUUCUUAAACAAAUAGAAGUUGUUAGGAUUUAAAUGAAAGUUCUUUUCAUUUUCCUUUAAGGAAAAAUACAACAUUAAGAUAAUAAUUAAUAAAUCCUUCUAGUUAAUUUUCAAAUGUUUAACUACCAUAAUAAACGAAUACUUAUCUAUAUGAAUAUUAUAUAAUUGAAAUUAAAGAUAAUGGUUAGGGAAUAAAUUCAUAGAAAUUGGAAGCAAUUUAAAAUUUAUUAAAAAAUGAAGAGAAAGCCUUCUAAGAUUUAGAUAGUGAUUCUGCAUCUGGUAUGAUGUUAGGUUUAAGAGCAUCUAAUGCAUUAAUAAAAUAUCUAAGUGGAAAAGAAGAAGAUAAUUAUAUAACAAUCGACUCAAUUAUAGAUUAAGGAACUACAGUUUGUAUUCAUCUCAAAUGUCGAGUAAUAUAAUUAACGGAUGGACUAUUACCGAGUGAUUUAUAUAAUAAAGAGAGUUCUUAGAUUGAAUUAGAAGGAAAGAUACCAGAUAUUGAAUGCUAAAGUUUUAAAUUUAAUAUAUGGACAGAUCCAGAAAUGAGUAGUAAAACUAAUAUGAUUUGCAAAACUAAAAGAUCUUCUUAAAAUAUAAAUUUGAUUAAUAAAAAAGGGAGUGUUCACAUGUUCUCUAAUAAUAACAUAUCAAGUUUUUAUAAAAAUAUGGAAGGCAGUUAAUUUAAGAGUUAAAGUUGUUUUUGUGAAUAAAAAAUAGUUAUUGUUGAUGAUGAACCAUAUAAUUUAUUAGUUUUGGAAUCUUUGCUUAAAUAAUUAGGAUAUUUGUCAAUUAAAGCAGAUAAUGGUAAAUAAUGUGUUUAACUGAUUGAAAAUAAUAUUUCAUUGUUUGAUGAACAUAAAUGUCAAGGAUUUAAAGCUAUUAUUAUGGAUUAUUAAAUGCCAAUAAUGAAUGGAUAAGAAGCGACUAAAUAAUUAUAGUUUCUAUUCAAAGAAUAGUCCAGAAUUCAAAUUCCAAUUUUUGGAUUAACAGGAUUUUCUGGAGAAGAUGAUUUAAUCAAUUUAAUAGAUGCUGGAAUGAGAGAAGUUUAUAUUAAACCUAUUACUCUUAAAACAUUGGAAGAAAUGAUCAAUAAUUUAAAUUUAAUAGAAUGUAGGGAUACACCAUGUCUAUCUUCAAGGCAAUUUUAAUGUUUUGAACUAAAUUAUGCUGAUGACUUAGAAUAAUUAGCUCAUGAAUGA
Paramecium sonneborni is the source of this 2880-nucleotide messenger RNA. The record is from the annotation of a GenBank genome assembly. Lineage: Eukaryota; Ciliophora; Oligohymenophorea; Peniculida; Parameciidae.